Molecule: messenger RNA, 531 nt
Organism: Plutella xylostella (diamondback moth)
Lineage: Eukaryota; Metazoa; Arthropoda; Insecta; Lepidoptera; Plutellidae
Source: RefSeq, a predicted model, not a curated record
AUGGCUAUUGGUAAAUCACCUGUGCAGUCGCCGCCGCCGCCGCCGCAGCUGCCCGGGGCCAUGCCACCGACGACGCCGCCGGUGGUGCCGCCGCCGGUGAUGCCGCCACCGGUGAUGCCGCCGCCGGUGGUGCCACCGCCGCCGGGUAGGGAGAGAGCAACGGCGCCGCCGGUGGUGCCGCCGCCGCCCCCGCCCCAACCGCACAGAUACCGGUAUGUUUCGGUGCCCGCACCGGCGCCGUACCCGGCCUGGCCUUUGCCACCAUUUGCGGUGCCGCUGCCGGCGCCGUAUGCGCCGUGGCCGACGGAGGUGGCGCCGCCGUUCGCGGCUAGGGCCUCGCCAGCGGCUGACCAGCCAUCGACGACACCGCCGGUGGUGCCUCCGCGGCCGGCUGCCCAGCCGCCACUGGCGCCGUCGCCGCCGGCUGCCCAGCCACCGUCGCCGCCGGCUGCCCAGCCACCGUCGCCGCCGGGACUGCCGCCACCCCGCCUCGCGCCCGCUCGCCUACCGAGAUAUCAGUACCGGUUGUAA